Molecule: messenger RNA, 459 nt
Organism: Polychytrium aggregatum
Lineage: Eukaryota; Fungi; Chytridiomycota; Chytridiomycetes; Polychytriales
Product: ribosomal protein S18
Exons: 6
Coding region: 1-459 (152 amino acids)
Biological process (GO): translation
Cellular component (GO): mitochondrial small ribosomal subunit; ribosome
Molecular function (GO): small ribosomal subunit rRNA binding; structural constituent of ribosome
Source: RefSeq, a predicted model, not a curated record
AUGUCGUCCUUCCGCAGCGACAUCGACCAGUUCCGACAGCCGCGCUACGAAGAGUCGAGCGGCCAGGAUCAGGAUGCCAGCAACCGACGAUCACGCUCUCGAGUCUUCAAGCCGUAUCAGACCUAUAAGCCCACCGACCUCAACGACGAGAUCUACUGGCAGGAGAAACAGACCAGCGAGAAGCGCAAAGCUCCGGAGAAGAAGGAGGACUUUUUCGCCGUGAGGAACUGGAACCCCAUCAAGGUCUACAAGAAUACCGUCAUCUUCCCGCAAUUCCUGGACGACAACGGCGCUAUUCUGUCACGAAAAGCCACUGGGCUCACCAGGCUCAACCAGCAGAGAAUGGCCAAGGCCGUUCGCCGUGCGCGGGCAAUGGGGCUCAUCCCCUUCACCGGCAACGUUCGGCAAUAUCUCAACCGAAGCAUCAUGUUUUCUCGCGACUAUGACGAUUCCAAGUAG